AUGUUCAAAUCAAUUGCCGGACUUGUUGCUCUGGCAGCCUUGGUAACAGCCCAUGGAGACCAUGAUCAAAUCCCCAUAGCCGGUCCCCACAAAGACUUUUGGUACAAUACUCUACCAGGUGAUGGAGGCACUCAGGCCGAUUCGGUGUUCUCUGGAAUAUCCACCUUCGGCCGCUUGCCCUACUCCCCAUGCCUCUCCACCGAUGAUGUGAAAUACGAUAUUGCUUUUCUUGGAGCUCCCUUUGAUACUGGGACAUCCUACCGACCGGGUGCCCGAUUUGGCCCCAGUGGUAUUAGACAAGGUUCUCGUCGUCUCAACCUCUAUGGGGGUUACAAUGUGCCACUCCAGGCCAAUCCAUUCUCUGGUGAGAUGAAGAUACUCGACUGUGGAGAUAUCCCCGUGACAUCAUACGAUAAUGAGUUUGCAAUCCGGCAAAUUGAAGAAGGACACAACAGCGUCUUGAUGCGCCGGCCAUACACGGAUGCGGAUAAGACGGGCCUCUCUCAAGCUGGCAAGACUCUACCUCGCGUCAUCACCCUAGGAGGAGAUCAUACCAUCACUCUACCUCUGUUGCGAAGCAUAAACCGAGCCUAUGGUCCUGUUACCGUCAUCCACUUUGACAGUCACCUUGACUCGUGGAAGCCGAAGGUCUUCGGUGGCUCUCCAAGUGAGGUUGCCGCCAUUAACCACGGAACCUACUUCUACCACGCCGCCAUGGAGGGACUGCUGAAGAACGACACAAACAUCCACGCCGGUAUUCGCACCACCGUUUCUGGACCCUCCGACUACGAGAACGAUGGCUAUUGUGGAUUUGAGAUUGUCGAAGCUCGCGAAAUUGAUACAAUUGGUACCGACGGCAUCAUCAAAAAGAUUCGAGACCGUGUUGGUACUGAGAACCCCGUUUACCUCUCCAUCGAUAUUGAUUCUAUUGACCCCGCCUUCGCACCAGCAACUGGUACUCCCGAAACGGGCGGCUGGUCGACUCGCGAGCUAAGAACUAUCAUUCGUGGCCUUGACGGAAUCAACUUCAUCGGUGCCGAUAUUGUUGAAGUUGCACCGGCCUACGAUACGAAUGCGGAGCUGACUACCAUGGCUGCUGCCGAUGUCUUGUAUGAGGUUCUCACCAUUAUGACGAAGAAGGGGCCGCUGUCUGUUGGCGGUGCAACCCACGAGCUGUGA
Messenger RNA from Penicillium verhagenii, 1179 nucleotides. Its product is annotated as agmatinase. The transcript is spliced from 8 exons. The record is from RefSeq and is a predicted model, not a curated record. NCBI's taxonomy places the organism in Eukaryota, Fungi, Ascomycota, Eurotiomycetes, Eurotiales, Aspergillaceae. The coding region runs from base 1 to 1179 and encodes 392 amino acids. Gene Ontology annotation, molecular function: metal ion binding; agmatinase activity.